Messenger RNA from Cornus florida, 946 nucleotides. RefSeq names its product protein EARLY RESPONSIVE TO DEHYDRATION 15-like. The transcript has 3 exons. Bases 188 to 718 code for a protein of 176 amino acids. The record is from RefSeq and is a predicted model, not a curated record. Lineage: Eukaryota; Viridiplantae; Streptophyta; Magnoliopsida; Cornales; Cornaceae.
GAAGCUUUAAGGCUCGGACCAUCCGGCCUAUAAAUACUGAUUUCCCACACGCUAAUCAUACGUUGCUCUUGCUGAUUGGUUCGGAAAGAAAGUUUUGGUUCGACGAUUGGAUAUUUUGUUCUUCAUUUCAGAGUAUUGUUUUUUGGACCAAAAGGGAGUGGAUUGAACGUGAUUAGAAGAAGGUGGAAUGGCAUUAGUUUCUGGACGAAAAUCUACACUGAAUCCUAACGCCCCUCUUUUUAUUCCCGCUGCUGUUCGGCAGGUGGAGGAUUUCUCACCGGAAUGGUGGGAACUGGUUACCACCUCAACAUGGUUCCAUGAUUACUGGCUCUGCCAGAAUCAGGGAGAGGAUGGUUUUUAUGGCAACGGUGAUGAUGAUUUUGAUGGCAGCAAUGUUGCUGACCUGCUGCCAGAUACAAUUGAUUUUGGUGUUGAUGAUGAUUUCUCAAGUAUGGAUGCUCAGUUUGAAGAAUUCAUCCAACCUUUAGAAGCUGGAGAAGCAAACAAAUUAUCUUUCUCUGCUGUAAAAGGAAUGCCUGAAAAUGGGGUAACAGGUUUGAACAUUGAUGCCGAGGGACUGAUGAAGACUUUGAGCUUGUCAAAAUCUGGGAAGGAAAGAGUUCCCAGGUCUCUGGUUGCACCGGCAAAGCACUGGGAGAAGGCAGCCAAGUGCAUGAGCCCAAAAUGCAGCCCGCGGCGCAUCCAGCAGCCCCGCUGAAUGUCAGCUUGCAAGUGCGCUCACUAGUUCAGUUUCAGUUUAUCAACCGAGUCUUUGUUUCCUGUAACGUAUGUAUAGAGAGCAAGGUUGCAAGUCUUGUAUAUAGCCUUGUUCAAAUUCUGAUUUCUUCUGCUUCAGUUUAGCCAGAAAGAACUUCUGAAAAAUGUUAAAAAACAUAAUUAACGAAUUUUCUUUUUAGUGGUCAAGAGAGAACUUCCUUUCUUCUUA